AUUCUACGGAGUAUAAUUUUUCGACGAGCGUGCAUUCUCUAGUACCUGAAUAAUUUCGAUGAACGUUCAGAAUGAGAACUGGAAGCGCCUGUUAUGGUACUAUUGGAAAGGUUGGGGGCAAUUCAAAGACUUGUAUACCACAUAUUAUCUCACAACAGAUGCCUUCAGGUGAUGUCCUAUUCUCCAAUGUUCGAGGAACCUUCCGAAUUUCCCAAUUCGGGUUACCGUCCAUUGCCGAGCAAUAUCGGGGAAUCAUCCGCAUUUCCGCCGAGAGCUUCGAAGCUCGAAGCUGACUGCCCAUGAAGCUCGUCGCAAAAUUCCCUUCCACGCCUCCGCAUCUCCCUCAAUCUCCGCCAUGAACACAAUUGCGCCUCCACCCCAAAUAAAAAGGCUGCCACCGGGCAAGCGUGCCUUUGGCAUCUUCCUGGGGUUAGUUGGCGGCGGCAUCACCAAUGUCGCAAUAGGAUACGCAGGAUUCUCGUUCUGGACGCGACAGACGAAAUUCGUGCCCUACGACGCCUCAUCCUCGGACCUCAAGAGUACAAUUGCGCGGAAACACAAUCCAGGGAGUAAUCCGCCGAUAUGCAUCGACCACGCCGUCAAGACGAUCCCGCUGAACAAGUUGAAGACGGCAGAUCAGAGGGAGCUUACCACGGCUUUUUGCAGAGGUGUAUGGAGUGGCUUGGGAUAUGCAUACCAGAGGAGAUAUAUGGAGAGGAAGUAUCGGGCGUUGCCUGGACGGGAGGAUCAUUUGUGGACGAGGGACGAGCUGGCGAAGAGCGAGUAUCCGGUCGGGACUAAGAUUACGGAUCAUUUCGAGGUGUUGGAACACACGCCUGAGAGGGUGAUUGUGCGCUGUGGUGACUCGCCCCUCAACGUUGACCCCCGCCCGAGCGACGGCCUCUUCUUCAUGGAAGUAACGAAGGACGACGAGGCACAGACGGCAACUUUCCAUUUGAAAAGCAUAUUCGUGAAUACUGCCCCGGAAGGUAGGACUAUGGAGCCGUUGCCCUGGCACUUCCAGUUUGCACACCGACUGUACACCAAGUUAUGGAUGGAAACUGCGACCAGGAAACUGCUCAGGUAGGAGGUCUAAUAAGAAUGCUCGCAACGGCUCGGAUUU
Molecule: messenger RNA, 1123 nt
Organism: Lindgomyces ingoldianus
Lineage: Eukaryota; Fungi; Ascomycota; Dothideomycetes; Pleosporales; Lindgomycetaceae
Exons: 2
Coding region: 356-1087 (243 amino acids)
Source: RefSeq, a predicted model, not a curated record